GGAAGCAGGACGAUGGUGGCUCCGAGCUCCGGCCCCUCUCCAUCCCCUUCCCCUUCUUCGGUGCGGGGCACACCGGCCUCUAUGUAAACAACAACGGGAUCAUCUCGUUCCUGAAGGAGGUGUCCCAGUUCACACCAGUGGCCUUCCCCAUCUCCAAGGACCGGCGUGUGGUUGCUGCUUUCUGGGCAGAUGUGGACAAUCGGCGGGCAGGUGAAAUAUAUUACCGAGAGAGCACCGAGCAGCCCAUCUUGGACAGAGCCAGCAGGGACAUUGCCCAGUAUUUCCCCGAGUUCCCAGAGUUUUCUGCACAGUGGGUCUUCAUUGCAACCUGGUACCGAGUCACCUUCUUCGGGGGCAACUCAUUUUCACCAGUAAACACUUUCCAGAUUGUGCUCAUCACGGAUGGCAAGCUUUCCUUCACCAUCUUUAACUAUGAGUCCAUCACCUGGACCACGGGUAUGCACGCCAGCAGUGGGGGGGACUUUGCUGGGCUCGGUGGCAUCGCAGCACAGGCAGGUUUUAACGCCGGUGAUGGAAAGCGCUACUUCAACAUCCCCGGAUCCCGCACCGAUGACAUCGCUGACGUGGAGAUGACGACAAAUGUGGGUAUCCCCGGGCGCUGGGUGUUCAGAAUCGAUGAUGCCCAGGUGCAAGUGGGGGGCUGCAGCAAUACAACCUCUGUGUGCCUGACACUGCGGCCCUGCCUGAAUGGGGGGAAGUGUAUCGAGGACUGCAUCACGGGGAACCCCUCCUACACCUGCUCCUGCCUGGCCGGCUUUACUGGGAAGAGGUGCCAUGUUGAUGUGGAUGAGUGCCUCUCCCAGCCAUGUCAGAACGGAGCCACCUGCCUCAACGGUGCUGGCAGGUUCACCUGCAGGUGCCCACCAGGCUUCAGAGGCAACAGCUGUGAGACUGAAGAAUCACCAUGUGAGAACAGGGUGUGCCAGAAUGGUGGGAGUUGCCAGGUGGUGAACAGGACAGCAGAAUGCUUGUGCCAGUCAGGGUACACAGGGGAGGACUGCCAAACAGAGGUGAACGAGUGUGAGUCCAGCCCGUGCCUGAAUGGCGGGCACUGCAUGGACCUGGUCAAUAACUACACCUGUGUGUGCCUGGAGCCCUUUGUGGGACAGCGCUGCGAGACAGAUUCAUCUUCCUGCGAGGACCGGAGUUGCCAGAACCGGCAGACGUGCAACUACAUCCGCCCUGGCCGCUACAUCUGCACCUGCUCCCCGGGUUAUUACGGCAACAACUGCCAGUACGGUGGGCCCCGCGUGCCCGGCGCCUGCCUCUCCCAGCCGUGCCAGAACGCAGGCAGCUGCCUGGAGACUGAGAGGGGCUAUGUCUGUGAGUGCCAGGAGGGCUACACUGGACAGGACUGCCGAGACCAGCUCUCUGAGGGCUGUGAGUGUCGUAAUGGAGGCAGUUGUCUGGAGGGGAAUGUCACCGUCUGCCAGUGCCUUCCUGGGUUUUUUGGUCUGCUCUGUGAAUUCGAAGUCACCACGACACCGUGCAACAUGAACACGCAGUGCCCGGACGGCGGGUACUGCAUGGAGUAUGGCGGGAGCUACCUCUGUGUCUGCCACACCAGCUAUGGCACCAACCACACGAUGCCAUCCCCCUGCGACUCAGAGCCCUGCCUGAAUGGGGGCUCCUGCAAGGUUAACGAGGACUCCUACAGCUGCGAGUGUCCUCAAGGCUUCCUGGGCAUGCACUGCGAGAAAGCCAAGCCUCGGCUCUGCAGCACGGGGCCCUGCCGCAACGGGGGCACCUGCCUCGGGGCCCUGCCAGAACGGAGGCACGUGUUUCCACUACAUCGGCAAGUACAAGUGUGACUGUCCCCCAGGCUACACCGGCCGGCACUGCGAGAUCGUGCCCUCCCCUUGCUUUCCUAGCCCCUGUGAGAAUGGGGCUACCUGCGAGGAGCUCGGCGGGGGCUAUGCUUGCACCUGCUCCCUGGGCUAUGUGGGGAAGCACUGCCAGUUUGAGGUUGACUGUGGCAUCCCCAGCGAGGUGAAGCAUGCCCAGGCUUCUUUCAACUCCACCAAGGUGGGCUCACUGGCUGAGUACCAGUGUGAGCUGGGCUACAUCCUCAGCCAGCACAAUCACCCUCGUGUGUGCCGUGUGCCAGGCGUCUGGAGCGACCCCCCUGAGUGUGAUGAGAUCGAUGAGUGCCAGUCGCAGCCGUGCCUGAAUGGUGGCCAGUGCAAGGAUCGUGUCUCUGCCUUCCUGUGCUUGUGUGAGCCAGGUUACACCGGCCACCACUGCGAGCUGGAUGUUGACGAGUGCCAGUCGGAGCCCUGCAAGAACAGCGGGACCUGCCAAGACCUGCCCGGGUCCUUUGCCUGCUCCUGUCCUGAGGGCUUCCUGGGCACCCAGUGUGAGACAGAAGUGGAUGCCUGUGAGUCAGACCCUUGCCAAAAUGGAGGGGAUUGUGAGAGUUACGGGGGCUCCUACCUCUGUGUGUGCCCAGAGGGUUUCUUCGGCUACCACUGUGAGACAGCCAGUGACCCGUGCUUCUCCAGCCCCUGUGGGAGCAGAGGCUACUGCCUGCCCAGCAAUGGCACCCACAGCUGCACCUGCAAAGUCAGCUACACAGGCAAGAACUGCGAAAAAGAAUUGCUGCCACCAACCUCAUUAAAGGUGGAAAGGGUGGAGGACACUGGUGUGUUGAUUUCUUGGCACCCACCUGAGGACGCAGCUGCCAGGCAACUCAUUGACGGCUACGCCGUGACGUACGUAUCCCUCGACGGCUCUUACCGCAGGACAGAUUUUGUGGACCGAAGUCGUUCUGCCCACCAAUUGCGGGCACUAACCUCCGGCAGAGCCUACAAUAUUUCUGUCUUUUCAGUCAAACGCAACGUGAACAACAAGAAUGAUAUCAGCAGGCCCGUCAUGCUCACCACGCGCACUAGGCCGCGCCCGGUGGAAGGCUUUGAGAUCAGCAAUGUGACAGCCAGCGCCAUCACGGUGCACUGGGCUCUGCACCGCCUGCAGCACUCCACUGUCAGCAGGGUCAGGGUCUCCAUCCGCCACACGGGGGACCUGGCAGCCCGCACCGUGGAGCUCAACAGCAGCGUGGCCAAGUACACCUUCCUGGACCUGCAGCCAGGAGAGAGGUAUAUCAUCCAUGUCACAACGCUGAGCGGCCUGGGAGUGGAAGACCACCCCUCAGAGAGCCUGGCCACAGCCCCUUUCCAUGUGUGGACAAGGCCUCUCCCCCCACAGAACCUCACUGCCUCCCAUGUCACCGCCACCUCCGUGUCCAUGGCGUGGCAGCAGCCGCCUGCUGGCACCACGGAGGGCUACAUCAUCAAUGUCACCACGGCCCAGAGCGUCAAGAGCCGCUACGUGCCCAAUGGGAAGCUGGUGUCCUACACGGUGCGGGACCUGCUGCCGGGGCAGCGCUACCACCUGUCCCUGACAGCUGUGCAGAACACGGAGCAGGGCCAGCUGCACAGCGAGCCCAUCCACCUCCACGUCAGCACCUUGCAGAGGGAUGGCGCUCCGGAGAGGCGGUGGAGCCAAGCCGGGCACCCGCGGGUCCUGCGGAACAGGCUGCCCCCAGCCUUCCUGCCGGAGCUCCGCCUGCUGGCAGAUCACGACACGGCUGAGGAGCCCUCGCCUGCCCCCAGGUUCACAGAGCUGGUGGAUGGCAGAGGGAGGAUCAGUGCCAGGUUUGGCCCUGCGCUGGGAAGAUCCAUCACUGUGAAAACACAGCCAGAGGCUCCAGUGAAGCUGGAGAACACAGAGGUGUCCAGCUGGGACAGUCUGGCACUGCAGCUGCGUGAGGCAAAGAGCAAGAGAGAGGGGCAGAACUGCUCCCAGAAUCCCUGCAGGAAUGGAGGCAGCUGUACCAGAGAUGGGGAGUCCUACCACUGUGCCUGCCGCCCGGGCUUCAAGGGCAGGCUCUGCCAGCUGGCCUGCAAGAAGGUGCCCCACUCGUGCACGCGGCUGUACUCGGAAACCAGGGCAUUCCCCGUGUGGGAAGGAGGCACCUGCCACUACCUGUCCAGGAGAGUCUACAAGGUACACCAGGAUAUCUGCUACAAGGAGAGCUGUGAGAGCACCACUGCCAAGAGGACAAGCAGCAGAAAGCCAAGCAACAGUCACACACUGAAGAAGCCCUAGAAGUUUUAAAGCAGUAGAAGCUUCGUCUUUCCACAUCUAAGGGCUUUUUGAACACCAGGAAGAUCAGAUCUGCUCACUGGGUUGAACACAGCAGGGUUGAACUUCCUGCCCGGUGUCAGCCUCUCCCUCUCCUGCGGCCCGUUAGGGACACGCAGCUGGAUCAGCACACUGAGUAGUGCUCCCUUUCCCCCUGCUGGCCCAGCACUGCCUUUGCUGGCCCCCUCUCAGCGCCCCUUGAGGGGCCAGCCCUGCUCAGCACCCCCAGCCACUCUGCACAAGCCACGGGCUCCCCGCUUCACUCAGGGACCAGCCCAGCCCCUUGCCAACAGCAUCUGCACCAAUCUGUUCUCGUAAUCCAAGGUUAUAAAUUACCUAUAACCCUCAAAUAAAACAGUUAAAUGCAGACCAAAAAGCUUUAGCCAUCACCUGAAAUCUGGCCCCCAGAAACGUGCUGUGUAGAUGAGUUAGAAAUGGUGAGCAGCUCCGAGAGGUGAGGCGAGCACGGGCAGUAGAGGAGCAUUCCUGUUCCCUCUGUUCUAGCAGGGGAAACUGAGGCAGCUUCUACUGCCUGCCUUUUUUCUUUGCUUUGUACACAAGCCCUGCUUUUAACCAAACUUCCAGCUCAGAAACCAAUAGAGCACCUAAAAAGAAUUUAAAAUGUGAUCUGUAGGGUGAAAUCUGUCAGCUGAGGCAUGCCAGCAGUUGCCUCCACACCAGUGCAGGGCACAGCAGAGGCUUGGUGAGGAAGCCAGCCCCACACUCCAUCCCCUUGCCCUGCACUUCCCUGUGGCACCAGUGCUGCAGGAUUGUGUGGAGGAGAGGACCAGCAGCCAGCACUGCAGCAGGGCAGGCAAGGAAAGAAAAAGUGUAGCUUAGAAACGUUGCUAGUUUUUGUGAGUUUGUAUGACAACACUAGUUAAACAUAGAUUUGUGUAUUAACGUACACGGUGUAUAUUAUAAAUUAACACAUACCAGAGAUAUAUCACAGUUAUGGUAUAGAGUGUCAUGGCCCCAGCAGAGUGGGAUUGUUCUGGUGGGGAGGGCCUCCCCUCCUGCCAAGCAGGGCUCUGUUGCUCAGCCACAUGGCUCAAGCAGCAGCUUGGAAGCUGCUCUCAGAGCAGGGCAGGCCCAGGAGUUUCAGUGCUCCUGCCACCACCCUCUUCCUCCUGGAGCAGUUUAACAGUGCCCAGCCUGGGGGCAGGGACAGUGUGAAGCCAAGACCAGCUGGCCAGUGUGCUGCUCCCCUCCUGCACCACCUCCAGCUCUGCUCCCACAGGACACACAGGCCUUGUUUCCCUCCAAGGCUGCCUGGGCCUGCUCCAGCUGCCUGGCAGCACAGCAGCCCUGCCUUCCCAGGGCACGAGAAGCAGCCAGCCCUCCCCAGCAGGGAGAGCAGGGCAAGGGGAAACCCAAACAGGAGACUUUGGAGCUGUGGUCUGAAAGUAUCUGCGCCCCUGCUCUGUCAGCCACGAGAUCAGCACUGACAUGGGCUGUGGAGGUGGCCCUGCCAUGGGGCAGUUCUGUAGCCACAGGACCUGUCCCCACAGCACCAGGCAGCCUGGUCCCACUGCCAGCCAGCAGAGCAGCCACAGCUCCUGUCCCACAGCUGGAAGGUUUUAACCUAGUCUUGGAAAUAAAUUAGGGGGUUUUGUUUGAUUUUUUUUAAAUAAAAACACUUUAUGGAAA
Zonotrichia albicollis (white-throated sparrow) is the source of this 5814-nucleotide messenger RNA. NCBI's taxonomy places the organism in Eukaryota, Metazoa, Chordata, Aves, Passeriformes, Passerellidae. The record is from RefSeq and is a predicted model, not a curated record.